GGAUACAUUUCCGUGAAAGAGGAUGGCUUAAGAGCAUGGAUUUGGUCAAAGCGAUGGAUGCUACUCAGAGAACAGACCCUUACGUUUCAUCGUAACGAGAAUACUUAUCAAGCCGUUGCGUUGAUUUUUCUUAAAGAGAUUAAUAGUGUUUCGCGGACGGAAUUGAAACCUUACUGUUUCGAAAUUCAAACUAAAGACAAAACCUAUUAUCUUUCUUGUAAAAAUGACGAAGAACUAUACUCAUGGAUGGAUGAAAUUUAUGCGCGUUCACCUCUCAGUGGUGUUUCAAAUCCAACAAACUUUGUACAUAAUGUACACGUAGGGUUCGAUCCUGUCAGUGGUUUGUUCACCGGGAUGCCAGAGCAAUGGACCAAACUCCUUACAUCAUCGGCGAUCACAAAAGAGGAUUACGCAAAAAAUCCUCAAGCUGUUUUAGAUGUAUUAGAGUUUUACACUGAAAAUCAAAAACGAGAACAAGAAGCAUAUGGUCAACACGGCCUCUUAGGACCAAUUGCCGGGUUUCCAAAUGCUGAUGAUAAAUGGGCUGACCUAUUACCAAAAAAUAAUAAUAUGCCCCAAAAGAAUCAAUUAUAUCCUAGCCCUAAUGAUGGUUCUAAUGGAUAUGAUAUGUCCAAGAUAUCACCGAUAAAUAAUCAGCCGACAACUCCUCCUAAUCGUCCUCCGAUCACACCAAGACCUCCUAAUACUUUAAGCGCAAAUAAUGCACGUACAAUUCAAAAUCAAAGUUCUAUAACACAAAUUUCUUCUAAUUACAAUCAGGUUCAACAACAAUCUGUUCCUGAAAAAUAUCAACAGUCGAAUAAUUACCAACAGCCCCCUCCAUCAUUAGCUCCAAUUCCAAAUCCUCCUAAACAGCAGCAGCAACCCCAACAACCUGUUCAA
Messenger RNA from Ambispora leptoticha, 903 nucleotides. Lineage: Eukaryota; Fungi; Glomeromycota; Glomeromycetes; Archaeosporales; Ambisporaceae. The record is from the annotation of a GenBank genome assembly.